UGUGGGGUAAUAGUGAGAUUUAAGAGCGGCAUUAAAGAAACAGCUUAGAAAUAGCACUUAAAAGUGUAAUAUUAUUAAUAAAUAAAAUUAUUACGUUGACCAGCCGUGCCUCCAAGCCCCGCCCACCCGAACUCAUCUGAUCUAUUACACUCAUGCUUUGAUAGGAGCGGAACAGAAAUGGCGUCGCGAGCACUGUACUCGCCUAGGCAUCCAGUGCUGAAGAAGCGGGAUGAUUUUGAAGACGUUCUGGAAGAGAGAAGACGCUCCAGUGAUCUGAGAUACGCACUGAGAUGCUACACUCCCACACUCUAUAAAGGACUCGUGCCCUGCAAGGUCAGCAUGCUGAAGAGCAUCGUUCUGCAGUCAGACCACCUGCAGUGUGUCAUUAAACAGGUUUCAUCAGAAUCAGGAGACAGCACCGAGUGUGUUGCGGAGGAAGCGUCUCUGAUUCUGGAUGAGAUGGCUCACCGUAUGCAGCUCAGCACUGUACGCUUCUUUGUCUUUACGCUCAGCAAAGCCUUCAAGAGACUCUUCCGCAGCGUGUGUGUCAAUGAGGAGGGCAUCCAGAGACUCCAGCAGGCUGUACAGGAACACCCAGUGGUUCUCCUGCCCAGCCACCGAAGUUACAUGGACUUCCUGAUGAUGUCCUACUUACUCUACAUGUUUGAUCUUCCCCUGCCGGUGAUUGCGGCUGGGAUGGAUUUUAUGAGCAUGAAGUUCAUUGGUGAGAUGCUGCGGAUGUCAGGGGCUUUUUUCAUCCGUCGGUCGUUUGGAGGUGAUAAACUUUACUGGGCUGUGUUCUCUGAGUAUGUGAAGACCAUGCUGAGGAAAGGAUAUGCCCCAAUUGAGUUCUUCUUGGAAGGAACUAGAAGCAGGACGUGCAAAUCUCUCACACCAAAGACGGGGUUGUUGAAUAUUGUGAUGGAGCCGUUUUUUAAAGGAGAGCUGUUUGAUGUGAGCCUGGUUCCUGUCAGCAUCAGCUAUGAGAGAGUUCUAGAAGAGUCUCUGUACGCCCGAGAGCUGCUCGGCAUCCCCAAGCCCAAAGAAUCAACCUCCGGUCUGCUGAAGGCCCGGCGGGUCUUGAGUGAGGACUAUGGCAGUAUGCAUGUGUAUUUUGGUCAUCCUGUAUCUGUGCGCAGUCUGGCAGAGGGAAAAAUAAAGCGCUCUCAGUACAACCUGUUGCCCAGGUACAUUCCUCAGAAACCCAGCGUAGACACUCAUGAGUUCCUGAACGACGCUGCGUUCCGUCUGGUGCGCAUCCAGGAGGAGAACAUGGUUCUGAAGCCCUGGGUUCUCAUCGCCACCCUGCUGCUACAGAACCCUGAAGGCAUGGACCUCUCCUCCCUCACAGAACAGACAGACUGGCUCAGACACCUGGCACUGGCGUUUGGAGCGUUCUUGGACUGGCCGGAUCAUGAGGCCUGCAGUGAAGUCAUCAGCUGUAGUUUAGCUCUGCACAGACGCGUGUUGAGUGUGUCUGCAGGCCAGGUUCAGCUGAGCGUCACGGAUGGGCCGCAGGUCGAGACCACACCAGAGGAAGCCGUGUUUCAGCGAGCGGUCGUUGUGCUCUCUUGCGCCUCCUACAGGAACCAGAUCUUACACGUGUUUCUGAGACCUGCUCUCUUAGCGGUGGCCAUGCAAAGCGCAAACUCCAGUAGAAAAGAUGAUAUCUACAACUGUUUCAACUUCCUGAGGAACAUGUUCUCCAAUGAAUUUAUUCUUUGCCCUGGGGACUCUGUUCAGGACUUUGAAGAAGCGUGUUAUUUGCUCAUGAAGCGUGGCGUGUUGCAGGUAUUGGAGCAUGAGAUUGUGAUGUCAGCGAGCGGUCAAAGCACCCUCGCUUUCCUCUGUUCGGUUCUGGACCCCUUCCUGCAGGGAUACCAGGUGGUGUGUCGCUAUCUGUGUGAGGAGACUAAUGAGAACCUGACAGAGAAGGAGUUUAUUCCUGCUGUGAGGAGUUUUGCACUCAAACUCAUAUUAGCAGGUCGCCUGAAGUGUUGUGAAGCUUUAUCCUCAGACCUGCAGAAGAACGCUCUAGCAGCCCUUCUGAGGCUCAAAGCCGUGAGGAAGGUCAAAGUAGGAGAUCAGGUGACGCUGAAGGUCAACAAGAUUGCAGUGAACUCAUUGGAGGAUACGAUGGGAGGUAAAAUUCCUACCCAGAAGCCCAUCCUCGCGCGACUGUAGUCGCAUACGCACACAUGGAGUCUCUGGAGGGCCAAACCUAAACUGCCUUCAUUAACAUAAUGCCAAAUUUUGCAAGGUAGCAUGGCUGCGCUGACUACAAAGGUUACCUGUCAUCGAGCUUUAAAGGGACGUCACGGGUUUGCCAUCUGGGACACCCACGCUAUGCUAGAAGCACUCUUUUUAUCUCUCUCCCUCUCCAACAAACUUGACAGCAGGUUGCCGUGUCUAUGAUCGGCCUUCGAUCCUCACCGUGUCUUUAUCAGACGAGUUUUAAACUGCUCUGAUGUUGCCAAGUAUAUAAAGAAAGUGACACUUUAGAUUUUUUUUUUGCCUUUGAACAUCCACCGUUUGCGUGUGUUUUAUCUAUGUCUGCACUAAAGAGCCUUCGCUUUGAUGUGAAACACUCUUACUGUUUGUUCUCACUGGAUUUAUGUUGGGUCUGUUAUCGUUUCUUCGUGACUUGUCAGAAUUGAACUGUUUUCUUUUGCUCUCUAGAUAUGGCUGUCUGUUACGUUUGCUACAGAUCAAGGUUUUUAGGGAUAGUGUUACAAAUAUAGGUCACUCAAACGUGUUAACUUCUUCAGAGCUAAAGAAACAAUUGUCUUUUUCUUAUUAAAGGAAACUUGUAGUUAAAAGAACAGUUCACUUAAAACUAACAAUUUGCUGAAAAUUCACUCAAGUCAUCAAAGAUGUUGACAUGUUUAUUUGUUCAUCGGAACAGAUUUGGAGAAAUAUAGCAUUGCAGUGCAUCACUUGCUCACACCAGUCAAUCCUCUGCAGUGAAUGGGUGCCGUCAGAAUGAGAGUGCAAACAGCUGAUAAAAACCACAAUAAUCCACAUUUAACAUCUCUAACAUCUGAAAAUCUGAAUAUUUGUAAUGAACAAUGUUUUUAACUUGAAACCUUCUCAAGACGUUAAUUAAUGGAGUGGUGUGUAUUAUUAAAAUGAUUUUAUCAGCUGUUUGGACUCUCGUUCUGACGGCACCCAUUCACUGCAGGGAAUCCAUUGGAAAGCAAGAGAUGUAAUGAUAAAUUUCUACAAAUCUGUUGGAAAAACAAACUCAUCUACAUCAUGGAUGGCCUGAUGGUGAGUAAAAUUUCAGGUCAUUUUAAAUUUUGGGUCAACUUCUUGAUUAACAGAAAGGCUGUUCUCAUGAGCCAAAUAUGGAGACCCUUUAUUGCCAAAACAGUAUUUACAUGCCUGUUGUAAACUGCAGAUUUUCUGCUUAAUGAAUCGACAGGUUUAUUUUAUGUAUUACUGCAUUGUUUGGAUAUUUCACCCUAUCUUUCAAUAAUUAAUAUGAUGAAAUAUUUUUUAUUAUUAAAAACGAUCAGACGAUACAGAGGCAUGUCGCAUGAAACUGCUGAAUCUCUGUUCGCUCUGUUUAAUGCCCCUCUAAUGUUAUUUCAAAGCAUUAUAUCUAUUUUUUUUUUUUUUUUCAAUUAAGAAUUAAAUCAUACUGACCCGGAUUUCAAUAUUAGACAGAAUUAAACUUUUAAAAUUGUGGUGAUGCCGUGACGGAUUCAGCUUUUAAAACUUUACAAGGUUUAGAUACAUUUAUGUGCUGCACUUUUUCUAGGGGGAAAAAAACAUCUAAAAUGUGCCCAUUGUGUGAAUUUGAAUGGGAAUUCAGGUAUAUUUUUAUCCCAAAGUUUGGACUGAUCAUCAGAUAUUGUUUGUCUGUAAUCACUGAAUAGAUGAUGUAACCACAAAACGCAAGCCAAUAAGUAAAGCCAUAGCGUUCAUCCAUUCUGGGUUUGGGUCGAUUCUUGCACAGUUCAUCGAAUUAAGUAAAACAGCUGAAACCAUAUUUAUAUUUACAUUGACAAGCAGCUUUUUAUAGAUGAAUUCAUUUUGAAAUGGUUUUGAAAAAAAUUGGCAAUCACUCCUUUUGACUUUUGGACAUUUUUUUUCUAUCUAUGGAUUGAGUGUCUUUCUAAUAAUGUUAAUAUUGUGAUUGAACAUUGCUUCUGUGAUAACUUUUUGGAGAAAUGGGACUAAAACUAAAGAUUAAAUAUGCAUUAAAGUCAAGUGAAACCCAAA
Cyprinus carpio (common carp) is the source of this 4227-nucleotide messenger RNA. Its product is annotated as dihydroxyacetone phosphate acyltransferase-like. The record is from RefSeq and is a predicted model, not a curated record. Gene Ontology annotation, cellular component: mitochondrial membrane; peroxisomal membrane. Gene Ontology annotation, biological process: ether lipid biosynthetic process. Gene Ontology annotation, molecular function: glycerone-phosphate O-acyltransferase activity. NCBI's taxonomy places the organism in Eukaryota, Metazoa, Chordata, Actinopteri, Cypriniformes, Cyprinidae.